UAUAUGCACAUUACAUACUUAUUCAAAUAUAUUUUGGGAGUUUUAGUAAAUGAGAUCUUGAGAAAAGCAAUUUUUACGUAAAAAAUUACAUAUUGUUUUGGGAAAAGCAAAGAAUUAUGUAAAGUAUCAACCUAUAUACGUACUCAUAGAUUAGGGUAUUUAAUUGCAUAUAUACUUAUAUAGCAUUAUAUUAUAGACAUCGGAUAAAUUUAUCAACGUAAAAAGAAGAAGAAAAUAGUAUUAGUUAUAUAAAUAAUAAAUAUUUGUAAUGUACGUAUAUAAAUUAGAUUAAAAUGAAAAACAGUACGUACAUAAGAGUUCAUUAGGACUUAAAAAAUACUUGUGUUACUAAGCAACCACAUUGACAUAACGACGCUAGGAUUACUAAGAUUGUUCAUUUGAUAUUACUUUUUUAAAUACGAUAUUUUUUUAUACAACUAAAUAAAUCAUGGCGGAAGGCGACAAUAUAUCUACGUUUAGUGUGGAUGGGGGACAGGAUACUGUUGGAUUACCUAGAAUUGUUAUGGUUACUGAGGGAUCUGAUACUUCAGCAUCUUCUGCUUCAUCAACAUCAUCAACUGAGGACAACUGGGCAGAUCUCAUCAAGUCAUCGGAAAUACCUCCAGAAUAUUGGCAUAUACAAAAACUCGUCAAAUAUAUGAAGGCUGGUAAUCAAACAGCUACUAUGGUUGCACUGUCUUGUUUGAAGGAUCACGACCUUACAAUAGAAGUAAACCAAAGAGCGAUUCAAGAAAUCGGUGGAUUAGAACUGCUUGUAAAUUUGUUAGAGACCAGAGAUUUAUGUUGUAUUUUGGGAGGCCUUGCCGUUUUAAAGGAUAUAACACCAAAUAUUGAAAUUAGGAAGAAAGUUACAGAUUUGGGAGCGAUUCCGUUGCUUGUGGGACUUUUGUCAGACCCAGCAAGAGACGUACAAAUACUCGCAGCGGAAACUAUUGCCAAUUUAGGCAGAAUUCGUAAAAGUAGAAAAUUCUGUAGAAAAUUCGGCGGAAUACCCAAAUUAAUUGAUUUGUUGGAUAUUAAAGAAAGGUAUCUAGUUACACCACGUGAAGAAUUAAAUCACGACGAGUUACAGUUUUUGGAUAUUGCACGAGCUGGAGCGAAAGCUCUCUGGUCUAUGUCAUCAUCUCAAAGAAAUCGGGAAGCAAUGAGGAAGUAUGGCAUGAUACCUCUAAUCGCACGGAUGCUCAAAACAAUUCAUCUAGACGUGGCAAUCCCUGCAGUUGGACUUCUACAAAUGUGUGCAAAUGAGACUUCAUUUCAGUUAGCUAUACAAACUGAGAAAAUGGUCAAUGAUUUAAUAAAACAUUUGGCUAACGAAGAUAAGGAUCUGAAGACGUAUUGUAGUUUAGCCAUAUAUAAAUGCGCAAGUGAUUCUAUAACAAGAGACAUGAUUCGUGAAGCUGGAGGACUAGAGCUACUGGUAGAAGCUGCUCAAGAUGGUACUAACAGAGCUAACAAACCACUGAUGGCAGCCGUAACUGGUGCGUUAUGGAAAUGUGCUAACAGCGAUGCUAGCGUUAAGAAAUUAGAUCAGCUUGGUGCAGUUCCUAUAUUGGUUAAAUUAUUGGAUGACGAAAAUGACGGAGUCUUAACUAAUGUAGCUGGAGCUUUAGCGGAAUGCGCUAAAUAUCCUCCUAAUAGAGAUAAAAUUAGAAGUGCAGGUGGUAUUCCUAUGCUAAUUCACCAUUUGAACAAUACACAUAAACCUCUUUUGGAGAAUGUGCCAUUGGUAUUAAUGGAAUGCGCCAAGGAACAGAACUGUAUGACCGAAAUUGACGAAUUAGAUGGCGUUAGACUCAUAUGGUCGUUAUUGAAAAACGAUUCUAAAAAAGUUCAAACUAACGCUGCAUUAGCAUUAAGUCCUUGUGUUCAGAAUGCGGCAGACUCAGGCGAGAUGGUCAGAUCUUUUGUCGGUGCUUUAGAAUUGACUGUUGAUUUAUUAGAUUCUGAUGAUCAUAACGUUUUGUCCGCCAUUUGCGCUGCUAUAGCAACAAUUGCUAAGGAUCAUGAGAAUUUAGCUGUUAUAUCUGAUCAUGGCGUUGUUGGAAAGCUAUCGAAACUUGUUAGUACAACAGACGACCAUCUUCGAGCUAAUCUGGGCGUAGCAAUUGCUUAUUGUUGCGAUUGGGCACAGAAUCGUCAAGAGUUUGGUAAACGUGGAGCCAUUACUCCCUUGGUCAAUUAUAUGACAUCUCGUGAUCCCAGCGUGCACAGAGCAACUGCAUUGGCUCUAUACCAUCUCUCUUUCUACUCUAUAAACUGUGUUACAAUGCACGCGGCUGGGGUAGUACAUUUCCUGUUGGAAACAAUCGGAUCUAAAGACCCAAUAUUACAAGAAGCGUCUGCUGGCUGCCUCUGUAACAUUCGCAAAUUGGCUCUUGCUACGGAGAAAAUUAAACUGAAGCAAUAAUUAUCAUGAUUUGAGAUAAAUUCAAUUAAAAUAAUUUAAUAAUAAAAUAGUAGUUUA
Molecule: messenger RNA, 2488 nt
Organism: Galleria mellonella (greater wax moth)
Lineage: Eukaryota; Metazoa; Arthropoda; Insecta; Lepidoptera; Pyralidae
Gene: gudu
Product: armadillo repeat-containing protein gudu
Exons: 6
Coding region: 449-2431 (660 amino acids)
Molecular function (GO): protein binding
Source: RefSeq, a predicted model, not a curated record